Molecule: messenger RNA, 1252 nt
Organism: Contarinia nasturtii (swede midge)
Lineage: Eukaryota; Metazoa; Arthropoda; Insecta; Diptera; Cecidomyiidae
Product: phospholipase A1-like
Exons: 6
Coding region: 68-1144 (358 amino acids)
Molecular function (GO): lipase activity
Source: RefSeq, a predicted model, not a curated record
UCUAAGUUACUUUAACAAAAAUAAAAUAAUUGGAAUUUCAUAUUUUGUUGAAGCGUUAUUUAGAAAAAUGAAAUUUCGGUUUUAUACAGUUUUCUUGGUAUUGUUUUUAUACGAAUGUGCUGCGAUGAUGUGUGGUCGUUGUGCAACAGACGAAAAAAUUUCUAGUAAAAACUUUGAAUACGAGGGAGACGCGAUUAAAUUUUCAUGUAUAUACAAAGAAGGACAGCCCCAGUUUUAUGCGAAAAGAUUCAAUGCAACGAACAGCCACCUGUACAUUCAGCGAAUAGCUUCUAAGCUUAAUAACGGAAGAGGGCUUUCACUUUUCUUUCUCGGCAUCGCAAAUACAAUCACUAUUGAUGGGAUCUUUUUCAAAUAUGCCAAAGAAUGGUUUUCAAAAACUGAUAAAAACAUCUGUAUUAUAACAUAUGCUUAUUCGUCAACAUCGACAACACUAUUCAAUAUCUUAUUCCAUGUAAACCAAAUGGUAAGUACAAAACGAUUGGAUUUUGUGGCAAAACAAGCACAAGAUUUGGUAUUGGAAACCAAAAAGAAAUGUGAAGAUUCCAGAAGAACUUCGUGCCUCAGACACAUGUCACAGGUAGAAGUGGUUGGUUUCUCAUUUGGUGCGCAUAUCGCUGGACUUACAUGUGGACUGUUGUUCGAGAAAACUGGAGAAAAGGUCAAAAUAUUGCUAGCUCUCGAUCCUGCCGGUACUUCGUUUUUCUGGAACAAACCAGGACAUAUGAUAAAGAGCGGCGACGCUGAUUAUGUUCAAGUGAUACAUACGUCAGCAUUUGGACUGGAUCAGCCAGUUGGUGAUGUAGAUAUUUAUGUAGAUUCCACAUCCAAUAAGAUUCUACUCGGUGCUUGGGCAGAAAAGCACGCGCUAAGCGUUUACUUACAUAUUGCAACUUCAACAAAACGACUUUUCAUAAUAGCCGAAGUAAGAGGCAACGGAAUACUAUUGAUAAGUGAACGUCAACCACGUGAACUAAAACCACAAGAGUGUCAAAUUGGUAUAUACGGUACAUUGCAAGCGCAUCAUAAAGGUAAACAAUUCAAUAUAUCCAUCGUCGAUAGAGAAGAUACUACAGUCUUUUGGGACGCCCUUGGUGAACUUGGUGGCAAAGAAAUGCUGGUGUGAUCAAGUAAACAGCAGUAAACAUGUAUUCAAUUAUCGAACGUAUGAAAAAUGAAAGAAUUUUGACGACUCAUUCAAAAGAAUAAAUAAAUAAAAUUUAUAAUAUUGAAA